AUGAGGAGCACAGAUCCCAGCAGGCGCUACCGAGCAGGCUACACAGAUUCAACAACACUCACAACAUGACAGUACUCCCAAAUUUCGGAUUUGCAAAAUUUUCAGUUUUGCUCUGCUUUCGGGGCCAAUAAACUCCAUGUGACCGCCAAUGGGGAACACUGCGAGCUCCAGCCAAGUGGUCCGGAGGCCAUCGCACUAUCGGACCGAGGAGGAGAUCUUUCAUAGAAACCACAGGAAUCAGGAGCGGAGGCGCAGUCGCCACUGUUUCGUCAUUCGCUCGCAAAGGCCUCCGAAGGGUGUCCAGGAUUCGAGAUGCGGUUAUCUUCCUCCUUCUUCUCCGACAAGUUGCUGUUGUCCUCCUCUUCCGGCUGUUGUUCCAACCCCAAAGCCACGUACGCGGUGCUGUGGCUCUUCACCCCCAGAUCGUGUGAGGCAAUAUAAAACCCAGGGAUUCCCCGGAAACGGAAGUAGGCAGACGGCUCGCAGGAUAAGAGUGUGUCAUACGGAGUCUUAUCCCGUACCGGAACCUCUGGGCCUCGAACCGGAGCCACAAACUGAGAUGCAACACAGCGACUGUGUCCAAGCUCUGCAUGAAAUCCGUCAAGAGCCCCGUGAUCCGUACUAUCCGAAUCCUCCUAGAAAUACGCGAUGGCAGGAACCGGAUCCUCUGGUCCACUUUGACAUAAACCGAUUCGAUAGGGAUGCCACCCACCGAGCUGCUGGAGGUCCUGGAGGUAGAAGAAAAAAAGUUUCCGUUCGCACCUGUGUGGACUACGACUACGAUCCCGAAUAUCCACCUCGCGAGUGGCCGCAAGUAGCUCCACAGAUUCAGACUUUCGGAUACCAACCUCAACAGAGUCCUCACACAUAUCCACCUCAGCGAUCUCGACCAGAUCUUCCUUCUUGGCCACCAUCAUAUCAGCGUGGACCACUUCCGGGAUCCUAUGAAAAUGCGGAAUUCGAGUUUUUCAAUUGUCCGUAUCGAAGAUGAAUUAAGUUUGACAUUCCCACUUAUCGAUAACAUCUCGGGUACAGCCCUGAGAGUUUGAAUGCCACUUUACCUGCUACGCACUGAACUUAAGUGUUGCAAAGCGCAACGCAGUAUCAAA
Messenger RNA from Drosophila elegans, 1109 nucleotides. RefSeq lists its product as uncharacterized. The coding region runs from base 149 to 991 and encodes 280 amino acids. NCBI's taxonomy places the organism in Eukaryota, Metazoa, Arthropoda, Insecta, Diptera, Drosophilidae. The record is from RefSeq and is a predicted model, not a curated record. The transcript has 4 exons.